Messenger RNA from Rhipicephalus sanguineus (brown dog tick), 772 nucleotides. Its product is annotated as selenoprotein K. Bases 202 to 480 code for a protein of 92 amino acids. The transcript has 6 exons. Gene Ontology annotation, biological process: endoplasmic reticulum calcium ion homeostasis; calcium ion transport. The record is from RefSeq and is a predicted model, not a curated record. Lineage: Eukaryota; Metazoa; Arthropoda; Arachnida; Ixodida; Ixodidae. Gene Ontology annotation, cellular component: Golgi apparatus; endoplasmic reticulum membrane.
AAGCCGCAUAGAAUUGCUCGCAAUAUGUGCUGAGGCAGCGUAGCUAGCGUAGCGUAACCGUAAGUAGCGCCUGACUGAGGGCCUGAAGGCCCUUAGAGGGGAUAUUUUCCCUUGGCGACUGGUGGUUCGACGGAAGCAAAAUCAAGGAAACUCGGUGCUUGGUCUUUGUCCGAAAUCCGUCCUGUGCUAUCGAUUUCCAACAUGCCUUAUAUCAACGAACGAGGCGAAAUCAUGGAGUCGCGGCCUCUGUGGCGGAUAGGAACCAUUACCGAUUUUUUCCAAGGUUUGGCACGGAUGGUCACUUUAUUCUUUCAGACUUUGUUUAUGAUGGAUUCUGAUAGUUCAAGCAGAUCAUCGUCGUCAAGGCUUGGAGGUCCAAGUGGGAGAAGAUCUCCUGGACAGCAGCCGAGACGCAGACUAGCCGGUUUUGGAAACCUCGACUCUGGCACAAUGAACUGCUCCAUUCCUGGUGGCGGAUGAGGCUAGAGGGUCUUCUGUACACAGAAGACCCGAGAAGCUGUCCUGACCCUCUGUGCACCAUGAAGCACACCUUCCUAGCAACAUGAUGAUGCUCACCCUUUCAACUCUAAUGUGAGCUAGGGUGUGACUGAAGCUUUGCCGAAGAGUUGCUUCCAAAUAUGUAUCAUCUCAGCAUUUUGUCACGCGGCAUAAAUUUAAAUUGCUUCGUAAGUGGGUUGAAUAAAAUUGCACGAGCAAGCCAUACGAGAGGAUGUUGCAACUGCUGUGGCUUAAUAAAGCUUUUGCACGUUUA